UUACAGUAAUCGGCCAAAAUGACGAACACAAAAGGAAAGAGGAGGGGGACGCGUUAUAUGUUCUCAAGGCCAUUUCGCAAGCAUGGAGUUGUCCCUCUGGCUACCUAUAUGCGCAUCUACAAGAAGGGUGAUAUAGUUGAUAUCAAGGGUAUGGGUACUGUUCAAAAAGGUAUGCCCCACAAGUGUUACCAUGGCAAGACUGGAAGGGUAUAUAACGUUACUCAGCACGCUGUGGGCAUUAUUGUUAACAAGCAGGUUAAGGGCAAGAUUCUUGCCAAGAGAAUUAAUGUGCGUAUUGAGCAUAUUAAACAUUCCAAGAGCAGAGACAGCUUUCUUCAGCGUGUGAAGGAGAAUGAAAAGAAGAAAAAGGAAGCAAAAGAAAAAGGCAUUUGGGUUCAACUGAAACGUCAGCCCGCUCCACCAAGAGAAGCACACUUUGUGAGAACUAAUGGCAAGGAUCCAGAGCUGCUGGAGCCUAUUCCCUAUGAAUUCAUGGCAUAAUGCACAUUUAAAAAAAAUAAACUGAAAAUCUGGUUUUGGACAAGUGUA
Nipponia nippon (crested ibis) is the source of this 549-nucleotide messenger RNA. Lineage: Eukaryota; Metazoa; Chordata; Aves; Pelecaniformes; Threskiornithidae. The record is from RefSeq and is a predicted model, not a curated record.